Messenger RNA from Mya arenaria, 1681 nucleotides. RefSeq lists its product as uncharacterized. NCBI's taxonomy places the organism in Eukaryota, Metazoa, Mollusca, Bivalvia, Myida, Myidae. The coding region runs from base 8 to 1399 and encodes 463 amino acids. The transcript has 6 exons. The record is from RefSeq and is a predicted model, not a curated record.
UACAGCGAUGCAGAUACUCUUAAUUACUAGUCUGCUGGUCGGCACCACUCUGGCCGUCGGCAAAGUUGGUAAUGGUGGCGGUUUCGGUGGUGCGGGUGGCUUUGGUGGAGGCAUUGACGGUGGUGGAAUCAGCGGAGGGGGCGGCGGUGGAUCCGGAAGUGGCCAGGUUGUGAUUGUUGCUGGCGGCGGCGGAGGAGGAGGAUAUCGUUACGGAGGAGGACUCGGCGCUGGCGGUUUGGGAUCCAGUUCCGUCACCGGCGGAUGGGGCGCGCCUGGAACCUGGGGAAGACGACCUGGAAGCUUCACUGGAGGAUGGGGCGGACUCACUGGUGGCAGCUGGAGAACAACCGGGGGCGGACGUGGACCAACACCAGGUGGAACCGGAGGAGUGUUCGUCGGUGCUGGUGCUGGUCCAAGCUAUGGAUAUGGGUUCGGUGGUGUUUUCGGACGAAGCAGCGGAAGUCCUGUAGGUGGUCCCAUAAGCACCUUCCAAGGCGGCCAAGUUUCCGGUGGACCUAGUGGACCCGUGUCUGGAUUUCCAGGAUUUGGAGGACCUGGUACCGGCGGUGUAAGCGGCAGCUUUAGAAGCACCUUUGGAGGCGGUCCCGCUAUCAUGCCAGGCGGACCAACUGGAUUCACAUCCGGUGGCCCCGUUAACGGUGGUCCAGGCGGACCCGUGUCUGGAUUUCCAGGAUUUGGAGGACCUGGUACCGGCGGUGUAAGCGGCAGCUUUAGAAGUACCUUUGGAGGCGGUCCCGUUAUCAUGCCAGGCGGACCAACUGGACUCACAUCCGGUGGCCCCGUUUACGGUGGCCCAGGCGGACCCGUGUCUGGAUUUCCGGGAUUCGGAGGACCUGGUAUCAGCGGUGUAAGCGGCAGCGUCGGUGGCUCAUUCAGAAGUGGUCCCGUUAUCAUGCCAGGCGGACCAAGUGGAUUCACAUCCGGUGGCCCCGUUAACGGUGCCCCAGGCGGACCCGUGUCUGGAUUUCCAGGAUUUGGAGGACCUGGUACCGGCGGAGUAAGCGGCAGCUUUAGAAGCACCUUUGGAGGCGGUCCCGUUAUCCUGCCAGGCGGACCAGGUGGAUUCACAUCCGGUGUCCCCGUUAACGGUGGCCCAGGCGGACCCGUGUCUGGAUUUCCGGGAUUCGGAGGACCUGGUACCGGCGGUGUAAGCGGCAGCGUCAGUGGCUCGUUCAGAAGCGGUCCCGUUAUCAUGCCAGGCGGAACAAGUGGAUUCACAUCCGGUGGCCCCGUUAACGGUGCCCCAGGCGGACCCGUGUCUGGAUUUCCAGGGUUGGGAGGACCUGGUACCGGCGGUGUAAGUGGAAGCAUCACAGGCUCAUUCGGAGGAGGUAUCAGCGGAAACGUUGGCGGUGUCCCAAUCGGAAAAAGAUACUAAUUUCUACCACGAACCAACGGAGCACGGAAGAAUCAGGGGUCGUUCUCGAAUCAUUCCCGACGAUGAUUUGCCAGUGUCUUUUGCAUUCUGUCCCGACGUCAACUGGACCGGUUUUACCGACGAGAUAUAUUAGAUUUUAGUUGCAUUCUAAUUAAUUUGUCCGCUUUAAUACUCCGUUUGUAUGUAUGUAUGUUGUUUGUAUUUUCCAAAUGCCAUGUUGAGAAUUCUUUGUUGGGUUUGUUUGUGUUGAUGUCGGCUUCUUAAGCAUUAAAUAAUUGUCUU